Molecule: messenger RNA, 7476 nt
Organism: Micropterus salmoides (largemouth bass)
Lineage: Eukaryota; Metazoa; Chordata; Actinopteri; Centrarchiformes; Centrarchidae
Gene: ksr2
Product: kinase suppressor of ras 2
Exons: 21
Coding region: 657-3539 (960 amino acids)
Biological process (GO): protein phosphorylation
Molecular function (GO): ATP binding; protein kinase activity
Source: RefSeq, a predicted model, not a curated record
AAAACAUGUGAAAAGUAAGUGUCAGUUUUGUUCCUCAUCCAGGCCUGGAGACUGGUUGGAUCUGCGAGCCCACUGUCUCUUAAUCUCGCGAGAGCGGCCCCUCACAGCGGCGCCUGGGCGAUGCGAUGCUGUUGCUGUGAGUUUGAUUGACGGGAAACAUGUCGGUGUGGUGGGAGCGAACCGGGAUGCAGCUGCUGCCAAGGGAGACAAGGAGUACCUGCAUCCAAUCCACACAUCAGCACCUUUAAAACCACCAGGCUUUCUCCCGAUACGUCUGCUUAUGAUGCACUGAACAGCUUCUCUCUCUUUAAAAAAACCCCAUCCAUUUGAAGCGAAGGGGCACUCAAUGGAUGCUGUGGCAAACCGUGUAGUCCCGCUCGGUAUCUUCAUAUUGUGUUUGAUUUAGCCUACAACCAGAGACACCUGGAUGAAACAGCAGGAACUACGAGGACUGUUGUUGCAAUGGAGUCGACUCUCUCACGGCUCAAACCCCGUCUGUAAACCUACAACAUCUCGUUUCAUGGCGUUUUGCAGGUUGCUCUGUUCCGUGGGCUCUUCCACGUUUAUGUUCUAGGCUAUUCUUAUUUUGUUGUUGUUGUUGUUUUUAUUUUUUUUUUGAAGUGCAAAGGGAAAAUAAGACCACUGCUCGCAAAACUAUGAACGAGGAGAUGACAAAAAGCGAAGAGCAGCAUCUUAGUUUGCAGAAAGCCUUGCAGCAGUGCGAGUUGGUGCAAAAUAUGAUAGACAUAAGCAUUUCUAGUUUGGAGGGUUUACGGACCAAAUGUGCCACAUCCAACGACUUGACACAAAAAGAGAUACGAACGCUGGAGGGGAAGUUGGUGAAGUACUUCAGCCGCCAGCUGUCCUGUAAGUGCAAAGUGGCCUUAGAAGAGCGAAGCGCCGAGCUGGAGGACUUCCCUCGCCUCGGCCACUGGUUCCGCAUCGUCAACCUGAGGAAAGAGGUCACACAGGAGAUGAGCCCAGGUGAGGUGACCCUGGAGGGCCUGCUGGAUUUGAGUGAGGAGCAGGUGUGUGAGCUGCUGCAGAAGUUUGGUGCCAACGAAGAGGAGUGUGCCCGACUCAACGCCUCCCUCUCUUGCCUCAGAAAGGCCCACCAGCUCGAACAACUUGAGGAGGAUAAAUUGCACAGUAACGGAGGGAGCCAGGCGAAGCAAGACUGGUCCAUUCAGUGGCCCACCUCUGAAUCGGGCAAAGAAAACACUCCUGUGUGCCAGCCAGAGGCCAGUCAGUGGAUCCGGUUCCAGCUCUCCCAAAGCCCCAAAGUCCAGUCCAAGUACAACCAGCACAUGUGCCACAGCCCCCAGGCCCUGGCCCCCCCUUUAUAUGCCGAUCGGCUGACCGUUGACAGCCCUGCCACAGGGCUCUUCAAUCCCUUGGACUCUGGUCAUCGCUCCCUGCCCCCAUCACCGCGCCAGAGGCAUUUUGGCCACACACCUCCUCGGACUCCCUUGGUGGUCAACACCAUGACCCCGCCUGGCACUCCCCCCAUGCGGCGAAGGAACAAAGUGAAGGCCCCGGGAACGCCACCUCCGCCGAGCCGCAAGCUCAUCCAUCUGCUGCCGGGCUUCACCGCACUGCACCGCAGCAAAUCCCACGAGUUCCAGCUGGGGAACCGCUUGGAUGACACACAGACACCAAAAGCCAAGAAGAAGACCAAACCCUUGAACCUUAAGAUCCACAGCAGUGUGGGCAGCUGUGAGAAUCUGCCCACGCAGCGCUCACCCCUCCACAACGAACGAUCUCUGCGGUCCUUCUUCUUCCCCUCCUUCAUCCCUUCGACACCUCCUGUCCAUGCUGAAACACCCUCUGCAAACACUCUUUCAGUGCCUCGCUGGUCCCCACAGAUUCCCCGAAGAGAUCUGGGAAACUCAAUAAAACACAGGUUUUCCACAAAGUAUUGGAUGUCACAGACAUGCAUAGUAUGUGGAAAGGGAAUGUUGUUUGGACUGAAAUGUAAAAACUGCAAGCUGAAGUGCCACAACAAAUGCACCAAAGAAGCCCCACCUUGCCAUUUACUGAUCAUACAGCGAGGCGGACGAGAAUCCCUCAAAGACCACCAAGGAACAACUCAAGUAGCUCGUCUAGUACGGACCGAAUCAGUGCCAUGUGACAUCAACAACCCACUCAGGUACACAGACCUGCACAUCAGUCAGACGCUCCCCAAAACCAACAAAAUCAACAAGGAUCACAUCCCAGUCCCGUACCAACCAGACUCCAGCAGUAAUCCCUCAUCCACCACCUCCUCCACCCCAUCCUCCCCGGCUCCUCCCCUGCCUAGCAGUGCCACGCCUCCCUCACCACUACAUCCCUCCCCACAGUCAGCACGGCAACAGAAACAGUUCAACUUGACAGCCUCCAGUUAUUUCAAAUACAAACAACAGUUCAUCUUCCCAGAUGUUGCUCCAGAAGCUCCUCCAAGCAGAGCCCCGCAGGUCAUCCUGCACCCUGUCCUGUCUGAACCAGGGAAUGAAGGCAACCCUUUACUUCAAAUCGAGGUUGAACCUACAUCAGACAAUGAGGAGGGCAACGAUGAGGACUCUGGUGACGAGUUCGAGGAGAUGAACCUCUCACUUCUGUCGGCUCGCAACUUCCCACGCAAGGCCAGCCAGACCAGCAUCUUCCUGCAGGAGUGGGACAUCCCGUUUGAGCAGCUGGAGAUCGGGGAGAUGAUCGGUAAGGGACGCUUCGGCAAAGUUUUCCACGGACGCUGGCACGGUGAGGUGGCCAUCCGCUUGAUCGACAUCGAGCGCGACAAUGAGGACCAGCUCAAGGCUUUUAAGCGUGAGGUGAUGGCCUACCGUAACACUCGCCAUGAGAAUGUGGUGCUGUUUAUGGGGGCCUGCAUGAGCCCACCACAUCUGGCCAUCAUCACCAGCCUGUGUAAAGGCCGGACACUUUAUUCUGUGGUGCGCGAUGCAAAGGUUGUCCUGGAUGUUAACAAGACCAGACAGAUCGCACAAGAGAUGGUCAAGGGGAUGGGCUACCUUCAUGCUAAGGGGAUCUUACACAAAGACAUGAAGUCCAAGAACGUGUUUUAUGACAACGGCAAAGUUGUCAUCACCGACUUUGGACUCUUCACCAUAUCUGGAGUUUUGCAGGCUGGCAGCCGGAGAGAGGACAAACUGAGGAUCCCCAACGGCUGGCUGUGUCACCUGGCCCCUGAAAUCAUCCAGCAGCUGUCUCCGGACACAGAGGAGGACAAGCUUCCCUUCUCCAAACAGUCAGAUGUCUUUGCUUUUGGCACCAUCUGGUAUGAGUUACAUGCACGUGAGUGGCCUUACAAGAGUCAGCCAGCAGAGGUGAUCAUAUGGCAGAUAGGCAGUGGGAUGAAGCCCAACCUGGCCCAAACUGGCAUGGGGAAGGAGAUAUCAGACAUUCUGCUUCUGUGCUGGGCGUACAAGCAGGAAGAGCGGCCCAGCUUCUCCAAGCUGGUAGAUUUACUGGAAAAGUUGCCAAAACGGAACCGUCGCCUUUCCCACCCAGGGCACUUCUGGAAGUCAGCUGAGUAUGUCAAAUGAGUUAGGGACACAAAACAGCAAAACAGUCUGCAACUAUAAAAAAAACAGCCGCCAUAACUCUACAUAAAUAACCCACCUCCUUAAAGAAUGCACUGAAUCCAAAAGCCAGCCCAGUGAUGAAAACUGCCCGUGCUGUGUGUAUUUCCAUGGAAUGUUGGCAUGUGUGUGUACAGAUAAGUUGACUGUCCAGCUUCUCAAAGCAGUCGGGACUCAUAUUUUCUUUGGUUUGAUUUAAACCAUGCAGGAUAUUUUUCCUUUAUCGUUUUUGUCUUUUACUAUUGACUUGAUCCUUUCAUAAUAUUUGAUUUAUUUUCUGGAUGUAUCUUGCUUGUAACUUUCGACUGAUCACGUCAUCAUGGACUUUAAAAAACACAUGUCUGAGUACAAAUGUAGAUUUUUUUUCCCCCAUGUCUUCUUUUUGUUUUGAAUGAACUGUUGUACAUCACGCAUUGUAUAAUUUCACAACAUUGUCUUGCCAUUCCUUAUGUCUGUCAACUGUGUAGACCAUUUUGUUAGUGUUACCUCAUGGUCUCUCAUGUGUGGAUGUCUAUACAGGUUAUAUGUUUGUCUGAAAUUAUUUUCACUUAAAAAAAAGUCCUCUUAUUUAAACUGUACCACUGAAUGUGAAGAAGCCAGCGUCCCUGUUUGUGUGGCGAUGUGUUGGCGCGGUUCUUGGAUGGGAGACUUUUCUCUCAUCAGCCUGUGCUUUGAAUAUGUCCUGAGAACAUAAGUGAGACAUCUGAACAAAAACUUUGUGGGAGAAAAAGCCGUUGGUCAGACUAGGACUCCCUCACUUGACGCUGUUCUGUGAAAUCGUUUACACUGAAAUGUAUCUCGUCAGUCUCUUCAGAAAUGCUAUCAGAGCCAGAGAACUGAGCCCCCAAUCGCCUAUUUCCCAGAUUUAAAUGUUAUUUACUUAGCUAAUAUAAUAUAAUAUAAUAUAAUAUAAUAUAAUAUAUCAUAUAAUAUAGCUAAUGGUAGACACAGAAUAUAAUGGAUACAGAUUAAAAUCUAAAGCUUACUGCUGUAUAGUGAGUGCAGUAGUCUCCAUGAACUUUGUAGACCCUAAUCAGUGACAAAGUACUGAAAAUUACACAUUAGGUUUCUGAGUGGUGUAUAAACUGUUUUAUAAAAUAGUUUGGAAACCUAAAUGGAUCAGAGACCUGUUGCUAAUGCGCCUGGUUCUAAGGUUUGGAUGUUUUAAGAUUCAUAUAAUGAUGUGACUGUUAGGCAGGUAAAAGCAGAGCACAUGACCUUUGAAAAGGCAAAACAAAAACUGAUAGGAGUCAAAGUAAACACUGACUUUGUCUUUGGCUUGUCUUUGGCAACAUUGCUUAACAGCAGUGUUGUAGUCACUUUGACUUGGAACUCAUUUCAUCCUGCCUCAACUUGAAUUUUCAUUUCAAAAAAUCUUUUUAUUUUUAUGCUGAGCAUUUCUGCGAAUGGUAUGUCAUAAACAUUUCAUCAAUAACACAUGCUGGGUAAAAGAUUAACAUUUUUAAAUAUAGUACACUAAAAAUUAGUAAUUUUUGAAAUCAGCACCUAACCAUUGUUAAAUUACUUUUAUUACUCAUUUAGAAAUCAGCUGUAUAAAGAUGUGUUCAGACUGAACGAUGAUGUGAAUUUUAGAGGAAGCUUGACUGCAUUGCAAACAGAUGCUGGAUUCACUAAAGGUAGAGCUAAUGAAUGUGAGACAGUGGCUAAACAGUGACCACUGAGGCUACAAGAGACAGUUAUGAGGUAAUGCUAAAGGCACAACUACUACAAUUAGGCUACUGCUAUGUUUAGCAUUCAGCUAAAAUGCAAAGUAAGAGUAGCGCAAGUGGAGAAGAGUCACAAAGUCAGCAAACUGGCUUAGUAAUGUCAAUUACACAGCAAUAUUUAAAUAAAGUUUGCUAUCAUUAGCCAACAUUAGCUACCAUAAGCUACAGCCAUACCAGACCAAGUAAGACUGUAGCAGCUGUACUGGGUUUAGGUACAUUUAUUGCUUAUGAAUUCAAAUUAAAUUGUAAGAGGAAGAUUAUUUUCUUCUAACCCCAUCCGCUACAUAGCCAACAUGGCAAGCAUGAGAAGUGUUUUUGACCAUUAUUGGUACACCAUCUGGUUACCCAGAGUGCACUGCAUUCUGCCAUAAUUGUCAGUGUGUGAAGUGUAAGUAUGGGGAAAUGCGAAUUCAGACGCACCAAUAGUCUUGCUUUAAUGCAAAGGUGGGCCACUCUAAUCAAACAAUUUUUCAAUUUUAGAGGUAUUUAGAGGAAAACACUAGGGUCUGAAUGAUGACAGUCUGAUCUGUAGUACACACAUAGACUGUUUAGGCAAACACAUACACACACAGUAUGUGCAUAUUGUUAGUUACAGCUGGAUACCAAUACAGUGAGGUGAAAAAAAGCUUUAUGUUUAGUCUGAACACAUCUUAAGGACAAAUGCUGUAGACCUCCAGCAAGUCCAGCAAGUAACAUGGCUAAUCAACUUUAGCAUCUGUGUCCUUUAUUCCCUUGAUUAUAUCCACAAUAUAUGGAGGUUGUACGGGCUGAAGCGCUGUUUUUACACUCUGAACAGAAAAUGAAUGUUUCUUUAACCAUUGCGAAAGGUCAGAUUUUCAUAAGGUUGUUCUCUUUGGACUUAACCGUCUUCUUGUCUUCUUUUAAACAUUUAACAAAACAGACUUUUCUCUUGUCAUGGUAAUAUCUAGGCUACUCUUGACUGCAACACUGCUGAAAAGUUGACUGUGGAGGACAAUUUAAACUUGCCUUCUUGGUUUUUUUUAAAAGAUUUGUUCUACACAAAGCUAAAGGGUGAUUUAUUGCGUUCUUGAUUUAUAAAGUAACAAGUAAGUAACUUAAAUCUGGCUGAACUUUCCCUUUAACAUAAAAGACAUAUCAGGAUGCUGAAGACCACUCCAGGCCAUUUUUCUACUCCAUACUGUAUAUCAUAAUAUAUUUUAAAUGUAUGUUUUAGAGAUACAGCAAAUCUGAGUCAUAUCAUUAUGAAUUGAAAGCUGUGGCAUCAUUUGAGCUGUAUACUGCUUUUGAUUCUCUCUAGCCACGUGGAAUAGAUAGAGACAAUCCAAUCAUGUUAAAUAGCCAUUUUCCACCUUAUUAUAUACACAUCUGUGUGUUGGAAAAAGCAUACAAACAAAUCUGCUGCUGUUUUUUGGAGUCUGUCUAUUUUGGAAUUGCUGGGAUUCAAAUAUUGUAAGUGGAUCAUUUAUAUUUGUACUGUUUACAACUUUCAAGUGCAUGAGAUGGACUAGCAAAGAUCGAUUCUUGUUAUGAAAAAAAAUCCUUCUACAGUAUAUAUAAAAAGUAUGUGAGCAUUUUUGGAUGAUCUGAUGAACUGUUGUCCAUUGAGCAGUUUGAUCUCAAUAUCUAAUUAAGUUUUACGUCAGGCUUUGCAAAUCUUUUCAACAGCUUGUUUGAGAGAAUGAUUGUUUCACAAUAUUUAUAGAUUAUAUAAAAAGAUUAGAAUAGCAUUUAAAUUUUAAAAAAAAGAGUUGCGACCUGUACACAUGCUAGAGUUGACAACAACCUGACUGGGCAACCAUCAAAGAUCUAACAUUAGUGCCAAGUGUACAUAACAGAUUGUAGACUAUGUUUUAUCGUCACUUGCCGUAAUAUCAAUAUUCCUUGUGAAUUCUUUGACUUCUUUCUUUUGAAUGUACAAAUUGUGUUGUGUUUUUUUGUUGUUUCUGUUUUCUGUUAAUUUUAAUUUCUUUUUCGCCAUUUUCCUUCUAAUUGCAUAAGCAUUGAUGCUGUGUUGUUUCUUUUCCUUGAUUCCGUCCUUGUAUUGUAGAUGAUAGCUCCAAAAAGCUUGUAUUUAAUGAUGCCUUAUGAUCCAUGGCUUAGUGAUGAGUAGAUUUUUGAUCACAAGCUCUUUUAUUUGCACUCAUCCUUUACAAAGUGUAUGACAAUAAAAAGAUGUUUUCAUUUUGGACGUU